Molecule: messenger RNA, 1863 nt
Organism: Panicum hallii
Lineage: Eukaryota; Viridiplantae; Streptophyta; Magnoliopsida; Poales; Poaceae
Product: 1-deoxy-D-xylulose 5-phosphate reductoisomerase, chloroplastic
Exons: 12
Coding region: 181-1599 (472 amino acids)
Biological process (GO): isoprenoid biosynthetic process
Molecular function (GO): 1-deoxy-D-xylulose-5-phosphate reductoisomerase activity; NADPH binding; protein binding
Source: RefSeq, a predicted model, not a curated record
CGUCUUAUCUCCUCACAUUUCUCCCUCCUGUUUAUAUAACUCAGCUCAAUCUCCCACCGCUCCCUCCCACGGACGACCUCAGCGACGGCCACCACCACGGCACCACAGCUCCCCUCCCUCUCCUCCUCUCCCCACUCCCCCCGCGGCCAUUACCGCAGCCUCGCCAACAAGCCGGUCGGGAUGGCUGCACUCAAGGCGUCGUUCCCGGGGGAGCUCAGCUCCGUCUCCUUCCUCGACUCCAGCAGGGGAACUUUCGGCCAGCACAAAGUGGAUUUUACAUUUCAAAGGAAGAGCAAAAGAGCAAUUUCGCUGAGAAGGACAUGCUGUUCUAUGCAACAGGCUCCACCACCAGCAUGGCCUGGGCGAGCUGUUGCUGAGCCUGGCCAGAGGUUGUGGGAUGGCCCGAAGCCUAUCUCGAUUGUUGGAUCAACUGGUUCCAUAGGAACACAGACACUGGACAUUGUUGCGGAGAAUCCUGAUAAGUUCCGAGUUGUUGCUCUUGCUGCUGGCUCCAAUGUGACUCUUCUAGCUGAUCAGGUCAAAACAUUCAAACCAAAACUGGUUGCUGUAAGAAACGAAUCAUUAGUUGAUGAGCUAAAAGAAGCCUUAGCUGAUUGUGAAGAGAAGCCAGAAAUUAUUCCUGGGGAGCAAGGUGUCAUAGAGGUCGCUCGACACCCAGAUGCAGUUACAGUUGUCACAGGGAUAGUAGGGUGUGCAGGGCUGAAGCCAACGGUUGCUGCAAUUGAAGCUGGUAAAGACAUAGCGUUAGCAAACAAAGAGACACUUAUUGCAGGUGGCCCUUUCGUGCUUCCCCUUGCGCACAAACACAAAGUGAAAAUUCUUCCUGCUGAUUCUGAGCACUCUGCAAUAUUUCAGUGUAUACAAGGUUUGCCUGAAGGAGCACUUCGUCGCAUUAUUCUAACUGCAUCAGGUGGUGCUUUCAGAGACUGGCCGGUUGACAAAUUGAAAGAUGUAAAAGUCGCUGACGCAUUAAAGCAUCCAAACUGGAAUAUGGGGAAGAAGAUCACAGUAGAUUCUGCUACUUUAUUCAACAAGGGCUUAGAAGUAAUCGAAGCACAUUAUUUAUUUGGCGCUGAAUACGAUGACAUUGAGAUUGUGAUUCACCCACAGUCUAUCAUACACUCUAUGGUUGAAACCCAGGACUCGUCUGUCCUAGCUCAACUGGGAUGGCCAGAUAUGCGAUUACCAAUCUUGUACACCUUAUCUUGGCCAGAUAGAAUCUAUUGCUCUGAGGUCACCUGGCCCCGUCUGGAUCUUUGCAAGUUGGGUUCACUGACAUUCAAAGCUCCUGACAAUGUAAAAUACCCUUCAAUGGACCUCGCCUAUGCAGCUGGACGGGCUGGGGGCACCAUGACAGGUGUCCUGAGCGCUGCUAAUGAGAAGGCUGUGGAGUUGUUCAUUGCUGAAAAGAUUAGCUACCUGGACAUCUUCAAGGUGGUGGAGCUUACAUGUGACGCCCAUAGGAACGAGCUUGUAACAAGCCCAUCGCUUGAGGAGAUUAUCCAUUAUGAUUUGUGGGCGAGGAGAUACGCAGCGAGCCUACAACCAUCAUCUGGCCUGAGCCCUGUCCUUGCAUAAGUGGAUAAUACAUACGCAUGCCUAUAGGUUGCUGUGAUCAUGGUGCACAGUGGGAGCUCUAAGAUAUGAAGUGUGGCUGGUAGCCUGGUAGGCGACGUGCCCACUGCUCCCGGUUUCCAUGGUCAAUUGGUCAUUCUGGAGCUAGAUGAAGCAUUAGUGUCCAUCUAGCUCCCCUCCGGAAUGUAAAUCAUGCCUUCGCAUGAAUAAAUUGCAUGUGUUCCUUAUAAAUUUUGAUGGCUGAAGCGUGGAAAGUCUGGGCCGAAU